Messenger RNA from Ctenocephalides felis (cat flea), 590 nucleotides. Its product is annotated as protein brambleberry-like. The transcript is spliced from 5 exons. The record is from RefSeq and is a predicted model, not a curated record. Bases 72 to 590 code for a protein of 172 amino acids. NCBI's taxonomy places the organism in Eukaryota, Metazoa, Arthropoda, Insecta, Siphonaptera, Pulicidae.
UUCAGUAGUGUAUAAGAUAUAUUUCAGUAGUGUAAUGAUAUAAGAGUAUCGAAUAAGUUUGUUUUCCAACUAUGAGGAAUUUUACUCUGGUUUUAUAUAUAUUUAUAAGUAUUUUAUUUAGGGAAAGUUCAAGUUUUAUGGAUUACAUUUGGCCAAAGUCGGAAUCCACAUCAUAUGAGGACACUGACAUAAAAUUGAGAAAUAUUCCAUUUGAACUUAAUGAAAAUGAUGAAAAGUUUUUGCAGCACGCUAAUGAAAUAAUGGGAUUAAAAACAUCUGAUUUAGAUAAAUGUUAUAAUAGGGUCAUAUUUAUUUUAAAAAAAUCUUGCCAUGAUUUAAAUAGUGAAGAGUUAGGAAAACUGGCUGUAUUGCUGUUAAAUUGCCAAUCAGCUAUCGAAGGAAGAGAAUUAUAUCCCUGCACCGAGAAUAUGUCACUAAAGGAUUGCACUUCUGAUAUGAAUCCAGAUACUUGGAAUGCCUACCAUCUGAUCACAAAUCGUGCUAAAGCUGUUUGUUAUCGUAUUCGACAAGAACAGUUUCAAGGACUAACAGAAAUUACAGUUAAUAAACUUAUGAACACAGUCGCCUAG